Messenger RNA from Cephus cinctus (wheat stem sawfly), 4706 nucleotides. RefSeq names its product cardioacceleratory peptide receptor. Gene Ontology annotation, molecular function: vasopressin receptor activity. The transcript is spliced from 13 exons. Bases 1010 to 2245 code for a protein of 411 amino acids. Gene Ontology annotation, biological process: G protein-coupled receptor signaling pathway. Lineage: Eukaryota; Metazoa; Arthropoda; Insecta; Hymenoptera; Cephidae. The record is from RefSeq and is a predicted model, not a curated record. Gene Ontology annotation, cellular component: membrane.
GACGUCGCGAAUGUCGUAUCGCUAGUAGACACGCCGUGAGUUCCUCCAUAUCCUCAUUCACUCUCGACCAAGAGAGUUCAGUCGCUCUCGUACCUCCAUUGGUGGAGAAGUAGACAGAAUAGACUACUGCAGUCAAUAAAGGUUGAAUUAUAAAAAAGAGGAGAAAGACGAGAAAUAAAAGCAAAAGGAAAAUUAGAAUAAAAUUAAUAAUUAAUUUUUCGUUCUUUUUUUAUUUAGUACAUGACGGAUAUUUUUUUAAAUAAUUUUAACAGUUCGCGUCGUCUCUCACAGUUGUUUACCCUGUUUCGUUCUGUCAACAUUUUCGUGUCAAUCAAAUGACGGACCAUUCUCAUACUGCGAUUUGCAGUCGCAAAGACUUUGAAGAAGCCUGUGGUAAUACACGGAGAAUAUAAAUUUUUUAAAUUCUCUCUCAGUACACGAUACACGCGGUCGACGACCCCACGUGCAAUUCUUGUCAUCGUUAACACCUCUGACGUUUAUUCUCUUUGGGAAUAAAAUUCUCGAGUAUUUUUUUCAGAGAGACAAAAAUAAAGAGACAGAGAGUUAGGGAGACUGUUUCAUUGUGUUUACGCGUGUGCUUACAGUUUUUAUUUGAUAUCUGAUCAGUUUUCUUUUUCGUAUAUCAAUACGACUGUGUUUUUUGACUGAUCAGCAACCGUUCUUCCUGCUCGUUCAGAUUUGAUUCGACAACUUUCUGACAGAAUUUCUGCUUCACGAUAACGGGUGGGAUCAUUAGAGGCUAAUAAAAAAAUCUUCAUGAACGGCGGCUUGUGAUAUCACGAUAAUUCGACAGCGUCGUCGACUGCAUCUCUCGGGCGUCGUGACAGCUGUCAAAAUUUCGCCUCAAAGGAGUGAAUACCCAAGAGGAUAAAGCAGCCGGAUGAAUGAGAAAGUAUAACAAGAUAGACUGAGGAUAAAAUAGGCGUCUGAAUGUCCAAAGUGAUAUCUAGGAUCGCGUGAAGCAGCCCGUACAGACUCAACCAGGGCAAUGGCGCAGCCCGAGUUCAUUCGGGCUGCCGAAAACUCAAGCAGCGACAGCAACUACCUCAGGCGAAAUUUCACCCUGGACGAGAUCCUCGCUACUGCGGGGAACGAGACCUCCGGCCAAGAGAGUAUUAAUUCAUUUUACUUCUACGAGAGGGAGCAAUUCCUGGUGCUGGGUUUUCUAUUUUUCGGCAUAGUCAUCGGCAAUGGCGCCGUUCUCUCUGCACUUUUGCUCGGAAGAAGUCGCAAGACCAGAAUGAAUUACUUCAUUAUGCAGCUGGCAAUUGCCGAUCUACUUGUUGGCUUAAUAUCUGUUGGCACUGAUAUCGCCUGGCGAUUUACCGUUGAAUGGCUCGCUGGGAAUUUAGCGUGCAAGCUCAUACGUUACCUUCAGGCCGCCGUGACAUAUAGCUCAACGUAUGUCCUCGUUGCUCUCAGUAUAGACAGAUACGACGCCAUAACCCAUCCCAUGAAUUUUUCUGGAAGCUGGUUCCGUGCAAGAUGCCUCGUCGCCGGGGCUUGGUGUUUAUCUUUGCUGUUUGCCACGCCAAAUGGACUUUUAUUCAAGGAAAGGAUCGUCGAGAACAAAUUGCAAUGCUGGUGCCACCUGAAUUCUCAACAAUGGCAGAUAUACAUAUCGUUGGUGAGCGUCGCUGUUUUCAUCCUGCCGGCGCUUAUUAUUUCUGCCUGUUACGCAUCAAUUGUCUUCACGAUAUGGAGCAAAAGCAAGUUGCUCGCACCGAGUGUGUCGCGACCAAAAAUCAAUGGACACUUGGAUGAAGACGAAGAUACCAGAAGAGCCAGUAGUCGUGGACUGAUACCACGUGCUAAGAUAAAAACUGUCAAAAUGACAUUUGUCAUAGUAUUUGUAUUUAUACUGUGCUGGAGCCCGUACAUCGUAUUCGACCUGCUCCAAGUCUUCGGUCACAUACCAAACACCCAGACGAAUAUCGCCAUCGCUACGUUCAUUCAAAGUUUGGCUCCUUUGAAUUCCGCUGCCAAUCCGAUUAUCUACUGCGCCUUCUCAUCGCACAUCUGCGGAAAUCUCAGGACUUUUGUGAAUUUGUUCAGGAAAGUACCGCCGUUCAGGUGGAUCAUUGGGGGACCACGUGGAGGCCGUUAUGGCAAUUCAAGAACCGACACCACAAGUCUGACGGAAGGUAUAAGUUCGCGUAUUCGUUCGCUCCAUGUGAACACACGAUCCCACAGUCUCCAUACGAUGAACAACCAUAAACUAUAAUCUGUCGAAGCUGUGGAUCGCGACUGAAAAUUAUGAGGACUUACGCGUAGAAGCAGCGCCUGACAAUUUUUGAGAAUCCUUGAAGGAAGGAUGGGUGAGUCGAUGAUGUAUGACGAUUAGCAAUCAGGAUUAAUAACCAAAGAUGAAAAAACUUUGAAAAAAUUCCUAUGGCGCGAAUGCCAACCAAAGACACAAAAAAUGGAAAUAAAUAGAUAAAAAGGCGCACGGGUUUAUGGAUUUAUCAAUUAAGACAAUUUUUACCGUACAAUUUUUAGUUAAUUUAAAAGUACAAUUUUUAUCCGUACGUCGUAUAUUCGCACGAAUUUGACAGUACAGGAUCUUUCAAAACACACCAUGCUACUUAUGUACUAAUAUGCUACGUGUGCAAAUGUGCCUCUCCUACAGUCCAUUCCCAAUUUUUUUUAUCUUUUAUGACAAUCUAAUUUUAGCAAAUCAUACGUGGCUUUUCAUGACAUCCUUGAAAUUGAAAAAAAUAUAUAUUUCAGUAGAUUCAGAAAUACUUUACACGUGGACCGAUUACACAUUUGAGAAUUGACCUAAUCAAUCAGUAAUAGAGUUUCACUGAAUUUUAUCUUGGGCACUCAUCGAAAAUCCGAUUGCGCGGUGGAGAAAUUCUGUAUGACAGGGUUUCCCAAACUGUGCUCCGCGGGAAGGUAGCAACUGUUCCGCGAAAAAAAUAUUAAUAACAAAGCUUUUUUACUAAAUGCUAAGAAAAGCUGAAUUCUAACUGACCUAGUUAUGACUCGAAAUUCAAAUAAAUACUACAUGAAACGAGUAUUUUUUAUUUUUCUAAGAUUUAUUCAUUAUGUGUCAUUACCUAACCUUCAAAUUACAAAAGGUUCUCCGUCAAAAAUCAAAAACCCUCAAAGUGCUCCAUCAGAGAAAAACUUUGGGAAACCCUGCUCUAUGACAUUGUCGCUCGAUAUUCUGCGUGCAAAAAUUUUCAAGCUGUGAGAAUAAUCGCGGAGUUCGUCGAGUUCAUUACCAGUCUGAAUAUAAAAUCAAAUAAAAAAAACAUCGUUGUAGAAUUUCUCAUAGAAGAAACAUUGACGAUUUUUUGUAGCAAAAAAAAAGAAAAGAAAAAAAAAAGGAAAAAUGUCAAAUAUACUCGUCCAUGAUAUAUUCGUGUAUUACUUUUGAUUUUACUUCGUAAGUAUUAUUCUAAGUAGAGUCAGAGGAAGUGGAAGCAGUAUUACUACGGAAUAUUACUUAAUUAUAAAAAUGUCAAAUAUACAUAAGUGAUAGAUCAUCGUGCAAAUUAUACAUACCUCACGAAAUAAGAUAUUUAUUAAAACUCUGUAUAUACACUGUAUAACAAUAAAAGCAUAUACAUGUAUACAUAGAUACAUGUAUGUAUUAUGUAUAUAGAUACAUGUAUGUAUUAUGUAUAUAUAUAUAUAUACUUACCGAUAAAAAAAUAUCGACCCGUAAAAAUUCUCGCAUGACAUAUGCUACAAUCUAUUUUUCACCCAGCAUUCUUUUCUGGCGCCACAUUCCUGAUGCUAUUUUCAUAGCCACACAAAGUUAUGUGACGCGUGAUCGAUAGAUCAUCCAUAGCAUAUAUUCUGUGAGUCCAUUGAGCGAUCUCGCCGAUUCAUGACGUAAGUAACAAUCACUAAUUAAUAUUUCGCGACAGUUUGAAAGGCAUUAAUACUCUAUACGUGUGCCAAAGCAUGACUGUUAGAUUUUGCAUGCGCACUGAGACACCCAUUAUAUGUAUACUUUACGACCGAUUAAUGCCGCAUAUUAAUAACACUUUUUCGCGAAGAAUGUUCCAUGGAUUUUUUUAAUUUUCUAUUCGGCUUACAAAAAAGUAAGUUAGUAUUGUGAUUGAUAUUAACACAUUCAUGUCGGAUGACGCCUCAUGUCGUCAUUCAAGAUUUUCCCUUGGGUGCGGAUAACGCCUUAUGUCGUCAUUUAAGUUAUCGUUUAACUAUUCUUUAAAAAUAUCAUUUUUUCCACUUAUUACUAGAUUUUUUCCAUAUGUAGACACUAAUAAUAAACUGAGGAAUGUUUUCCCAAUAAUAUGCUUUAUCUUUUCUUAUCGUUUCUUCCUUUAUACGUGUAUCUAUACUUAUUCAUUGUUUGGCCGCUACUUAUCGAAACCAGCACCUGAGCCCCGUAAAUAAGCACUCUGUAUUGUGUUAGAUUAUCGCUCUACAAAUCUAUCCUCAAAAUAUAUUCUCUUUUUUAUUUAUUCAAAAGAUAUUUAACUAGGAUUUUAGGAAAUUUGAAAUGGAAUAUUACCUAGUAUCUAAUCUCAUUUUUGUGUAUAAACAAGUCCUAUGCUCCCUUCUUUAAAAUUUCAUACUGAAAUAUUAAUUACAUAAAAAGUUAUAGUAAUUUUUCUAAACCUAUGAGCGACUGUAACAUUUGACAGAAAACGGCCCCGUACUCACAGUAAGCACAGCCAGCAAACGCCCCGUCGCGAAUGUGUUAA